Messenger RNA from Symbiodinium natans, 4131 nucleotides. The record is from the annotation of a GenBank genome assembly. NCBI's taxonomy places the organism in Eukaryota, Dinophyceae, Suessiales, Symbiodiniaceae.
AUGCAGUAUCACGUGCAGCUGCUUGGUAUCUGCAUCGAUUGCCAGAUCUGGAAGCGGUUGUUCUCUGGCAGACAUGGUGAUGGCAUUGAUGAUGAUAGCGACUCAAUGCGAGUGCUGAUCAGCAGAGAUGACAUAGAGAACCUUGGAUUUUCGCAGACCAAACGCUGGAACGUGGCGAACCUUCAAUGCUUAUCGCAGUCGGAUUACGCACGUAUGCCGUCAGGAAUGAGUAGCAUGGUUGCUUCGAAAGCCUCCCGGGCACUUGACCUUCAAGUCGAGAAGACUAAGGCUGCUCAACGUCAAAUCAAGGUGCUGAAACGUACAAAUCAGGCCCAAGCCAAGACGCUCAUCAAAAAACAACGAAGGAUUGAUGAACUGGUCCAUAAUUCUUCGUCUCUGGAAAUCACCACAGUUGGGAAGACUGGGAAACGCUUUUCCGUGCAAGGAUGCGUUGCCACGGGCAUCAGACGCAACCUAUCAAACAUUGCUUCUUCGGAUUUCGGUGUAACAGUGCUGCAGUCCAUAUCACAUCAACGAGUAUGCCGCUCAGAGAUCAGGACAGGAGCUGCUGUUGUUGCUCGUAUGCACGCACAAUGUGCCUUAGCAGUUGAGUCAAUGUAUGGAUUGGGCGAAGAUGAGUGGGGGUUGGUCACGGUUUCAUUCCGAUGCGACGCAACUAAUUCGAGCAUUUGGCGUCGAGAGAAGCUCCAUGUGCUCGAUGUUGAUCUUGGCUACAUCAACAACAAGGCAGCAAUCAAAGAGUUCAAUGCUGACAAAGCAUUUGGUUAUACUCAAGUCGUGGCCGGCAAAGACGCCGAAGCAUGCAACGGCUUGGUGCUGAAGCAACUUCGUGCUGUUGGAGCUCCAGUUUGGGAUGACGUCAUCACUGAUAUGCAUUCCGAGCAUCCUACGUUCCGUCCGAACGACGUGUUUCUCUACUUCGACGUGACAGACAAAGGCCCAGAUCAGAACUGUCGAUCAAGUGUGGUAUCGGUGUUGCUCGAAGUUCUGUCGAAGCACAUGAAGUCGCGUGAUGCCGACGACGACCAACCAAAAGACGGCGACGACUAUGAUGGGGUUAUCGACGUCGAGUCGGCCGAUGAGCAAGCAAAAAACGCCAACAUUGGACAAGUUGUUCUGAAACUGGUGACGUUCAAACUGGAUGAACUUCAGAACGAGUAUCGCAAUUUGCUUAACCGCAUCAAUGAGAUCGUGCGACGGGCGGCCGAGCUGUCUGGAUGUGACAGGCUCUUCAAAGACGAUCCCGCAUCCAUGACAUCACUUGCAUUGAUAGCACGCAAGGUCUGCUAUCAACAGUGGGCAGCAUUCCAGUAUCCCUACAAGCUCCUGUGGCUGCUGAAAGAGAAGCCGCUCAGAGUUGCGUCUGACAUUCUGGCGUCACAGAACCUGGACCACGCAACUCAACGUGUCCGCAAACUCUGCGCUCGAGAGCUUCAGCACAUGGCGCAAACGGGUAUGUUCAUGCGAAGCGGCACGAGCGACGCCAGCAAGCAUGGGUCAAUACUUUGGACGAUAGUGCAAAUGAUGGCCAGAUUGUACUACGCCGAAACACAAUCGAUUGAAGGCUUGAAUUCAAUAGUCAAGCUUCUUGGACGUCGCUGCCCCAACAUUUCAUUGGAACUUCUAUCUAGCAGGCUGACUAUCAAGCGCAUGAUCGGACAGGCUGACGGGGUUACGGGGUGUCGGAAGUCUUGGGCAGUGAUCAAGAACUUGGCGGAAUCAGCGGUGGUGGAUUUGGCGGAACAUUCUACAUCAUCGUUAGCAAUUCUUGCGAACGAAGCACGCUGGGCGAACGCAAAAUCAGAGACCUUUGCAUUGACGACCACUCUCACGCGUCAGGCUGCAUUGUGUGACACUGCACCGAAUGCAUCGUCGUCCUCAAUGUCACAAUCAUCACAGGCGCAUGCGUCUGCGUGCAUUGCGCAUGCUCCAGAUUCGGACCGUGCUGCGAGCACAUCGCUCAGCCAGGUUAUUGAGUCAGGACUUUUGCCAACUUCAGUUUCCUCAAAGGCACUUGCAUGGGCGAAAUCAUACAACCUUGGAUGGAAGUGGACGACAGGAGGCGGCAAGAAGGCCAAUGCAAAGAAAGUGAUACAAGCACACGGUUUGAAUGGAUUCGGCCUGCUCAUCAUAAAGACAACAGAUCUGCAAGACAUGGCGUUCUAUGUUGUUGUGGACAGGUUUGCACACAGCGUAGUUUUUUCUAGACUGCAAGUUGUUCGAAGGCGUUGCGCGGCGAACACUGAGCCUGUAGAUUGUGUAUGCUGGGUGCACGACGGUUCCAAAUUUGCAGAUUCGGUAGAAUCAACGUUGUUGUUUCUCAAAUACUAUGACGUUUGCUCCAAGGGACAUGUGGUGGAUGUACAAGCAUGCUUUCUGGAGCACGAUCUAUUUGAGCAGCUAUUUGUUGAGCCAGGCUACAUUCCGAUAUCCGAAGUUAUGGAGCAUGCGUCGAAGUUAUUCAGCAUGGAUAAGAAAACCAUGAAAGGAGUGAACGUCAAGAUAAAGAAGACAAAGGCAUCAUGCGCUGCCCAAGCAGGUGCAGAUGACAACGACAGAGGUUCAGGAGUGUUGGCACCGCCAGCCGCAGACACGCAGGACGUAGCUGAGUCAGCUGAGCCUGAGGACAACACAUUCAUGGAUGGAGAUCUUCUAGAUACAUCAGGCUCAGAUGACAACGCUGAGGCUGGGGUUGAUGACAACGAUGACCUCGACAGUUCCGACAUGACGGUGAAGGAGCUUCAACGUUCGAUACAUGCUUUGUCGACGUCUGGAUCGUCAGGUAUCCCUUCUGCUAAGGAAGUUUCGCACACAGCGGAUGCCAUUGCUGGCGGAGGUGUUGUGCCUCCCAACGCGGAACUGCAGCAGGAAGCUUUGCUGUUGUUGGUCCGACAACGUCAGGAGUCGAAACGCAACAGAGAAAUCAAUGCCAGCAAUGCAGCAAGUAGGCUUGAAGGUGUGGGUGACUCUGAUCUCAUGAGAAUGUCUUUGGAUAUCUCAGAUGACGAGGAUGCAGACGAUCAAAUCGACAUAUCGGAUGCAUUCGACGUCUGGGCUUCAAACUGCUGCAAAACACUUCGAUCGUUACAAGAUGUGAAGAAUGCACAAGCCGCACAUGCGCUGGGAGAUCAUAGAUCAAUUUCGCUUGUUCUCGCACAUGCCCACAGAGUCGACGGUUGCUCAUGUGUUCGCUGCAAGAGUUCUAACCCAGUCGAUGCACCCGAUCUUUUAUGGAUAACAUGGUUGAACAACUCAGCAGCUCAUGGGCUGCUGGGGCGCAAAGCACGCGAGGUGAAACUGGACAUGGAGAACAAGGUACUGUUUUCAACUUCAGGCUCUGCGUUCAUGGGGCUCCCUGAGCUUCAAUGUGACGAUUCACACGUCGACGUACUCAUACCAUAUGUAGGUGCAGCAAUGCGUAAGAUCAAAAAAACCUGCAGGGACAGGGACCAAGUGCCGGAAUCAUUCAUGCAGUUCAAGAGUUUUUGCGAGAUUAUGCUGGACCGGCUGCAUUACAACUUGGGUGACACUGUCGGUAUCGACGACAGCGAGGCGGCGAGUCUGUCAGACCAUGGGCAGGCAUGCCUGGAGUGCCUCUUCCACAGCCAGGAGUGGUUUUGGGAGGAACAAAGAAAAGAGGCCGCUGCGCGAGCUGAGCAGGAGAUUGUCCAGCAAGUGAUAGGGACGCCGCAGCAGCAUCGCACCCCGCAGCAGUAUUCGUUGACACGUCACAAUAUUCGACAGGAGAAUGCAGUCUCCUGCAUGACUCUCGGUGAACCGGCUAAGCCAGAGCCACUGUUGGAACCACCUCGAUUUGCGACAGUAGACUCACCGGCCCUGGAUGGGAAGAAUGCCACAUUGCCUGCAGCUGCAUCUGAUGCACCAGCAGACGCAGGGAAGGCAAGUGAAACACCUGCCGUGGCGGCAACCAAGGAAGAAUCGCCAACAGAGUCAGAUUCUUCGUCGUCGUCAGAGUCUGGUGCAGGUGAAGCUGCGCCUAAGCCAGAGAUAAUCGAAGUGGACGGUGGAGCGGCGAGUGAGUCUGCACACUCGUCAGCAUCGCCUGAUGAUUCACAGAAUGAGGACAGCUUCGGAUUAGGAUGCGUUUAG